Molecule: messenger RNA, 225 nt
Organism: Laetiporus sulphureus 93-53
Lineage: Eukaryota; Fungi; Basidiomycota; Agaricomycetes; Polyporales; Laetiporaceae
Exons: 1
Coding region: 1-225 (74 amino acids)
Source: RefSeq, a predicted model, not a curated record
AUGCGCUGCUCACGUAAGGUAAUCACAAACGACCCAUAUAGAGUCAAAACCAUGCGAUUGUGGCAGUUUGACGAUGAAGUCCAUGGAGAUGGAGUGCCAGGGCCUAUUGGGGAUAUCGAGAGGCUGGAGCAGGUCAUAUGGCUUGUGCCGGGGGGUUUUGAUGCAGGCACAGGUGUCACAAGCAGAGACAUAUUAACGAACAAAAGUGCGCAUACCGGGCCAUGA